This is a messenger RNA of Magallana angulata, 4439 nucleotides long. RefSeq lists its product as uncharacterized. The record is from RefSeq and is a predicted model, not a curated record. NCBI's taxonomy places the organism in Eukaryota, Metazoa, Mollusca, Bivalvia, Ostreida, Ostreidae. The transcript has 12 exons. The coding region runs from base 149 to 3265 and encodes 1038 amino acids. Gene Ontology annotation, biological process: peptidyl-threonine phosphorylation; peptidyl-serine phosphorylation. Gene Ontology annotation, molecular function: protein serine/threonine kinase activity; ATP binding.
CUCGUAUUUGGCGUGAACAUACGAGAAGUGAAUGAGAAAUGGCGGGUACAUCUAAAUGUCAACAAUGAGUCUCAAUGACUGAUUGAUCAGUACCGCUGUGAAUUAGGAGGAAUUUGAAUACCUCUAUUCGUGAGAAAAUGGAAUCGUGAUGAAUUCUAAAUUUCAGGCCAAAAACAUACGGCCUCAUGACAAACUGGUACACCUGGACCCACCUCAGGUUCAUUUCUCUGCUUACGUCACCGGAGGCCUGAAAAAACUCUUCACCAAAAUAAACUCCCAUGAUGCCUCAGUCCUGCCUCUAUAUGAAUAUGGACGCUUUACUGACAUCAAUGGGCACUUUGUACCAGAGAAGAACAGCUUGCUGGCCUCUCGUUACCGGGUGCUGGGUAAAGUGUCGGCUCGGACCCAUGGGCAGUCCUCCGUACAGAUCUUUGCUAAGGAUGAGUUUAACUCGGACUCUCUGGUAGUAAUUAAGGUUCUCCACAAGACCUGGGGCCACCUGGCCUAUCAGGAGAUCCACUUCCUGUGGUCCCUCAAUGUGGCGGACCCCCACAAGGCCUCUCGAGUGGUCCAGUUACUGAAUAUCUUUGAGCUGGAUGAUCACUUCUGCCUGGUGUUUGAGCCACUGGUACCUGCUCCUUUGACCCGGGUGUUUCAGGGCUUUAACAGGGACCAGUUAAUUCCCAAUAUAAAGAAAGUGACUCUGAGAGUUUUAACUACGCUUGGAUUUCUCCAGCAACAAAACAUCAUCCAUGCUGACCUUAAACCAGAGAACAUUCUAUUAAAAUCAGAAUCGGAUGUUGGGUCAGUGACUGUAAUAGAUUUUGGAAAUGCCAUUCAUAACAGGUUUAAAGAGGUAGCGCUAUACUUCAAGGACUUUGAACUUCAAACAUUACUCUACAGAGCCCCAGAGGUUUUAUUUGGACUUCCCUUUGGGACGGAGAUUGACCUGUGGUCCCUGGGAUGUAUCCUGGCAGAGCUGUACUCAGGGAUGCCUCUCUUUCCUGGAACCUCAAAAAUCCCUGUCAUCAAAGAGAUGACCAGAUUACUAGGGCCAUUCCCCAGAAGCGUGUUCCAGAAAGGCAAAUUCUAUGAUGACCUCAAGGGAUACACUGAUGCAUGUGAACAGAAAAAUGCCUCAGAGGUACUCUUUAAAAAGCUGGGCUGUCGGGAUUAUUUAUUCCGUGACUUCCUGUCCGGUUUGCUGAGAUAUGACCCAGCUGAUAGGUUGACCCCAUUGCAAGCUGCACAGCAUCCUUUCUUGGCUUCAGAGCUUCCUGUAGCAUUUCUAAUGCCAUCAGAGCAAAAUCAGAUAGUGACAAAACCCUCUUCAAGUAAGGAACCUCCAGUAAAUUCAACACCUCUGGAGAUAGACCAGCUUAAGCCAGAUCUCCUGCAAAAAGUAAAAUUAAUCAAGCCUCUUCAGAAGGAUACUGUUAAAAUAGAGGAGAACCUUGGUGAUUUCCAGAGACCAAUAAAACGUGUAAAAGAGUCGCCAGGGAUGUCUAGAAGAUAUCAUUCCAUGUCAGAUGUUAAAGAUCACAAAUCAAAUUCUGAUUCUAAAAUACAAAGACAAGUCAAAAUCUCCCCAUUCCAUGUAUCGAAUGACAGGAAAAUCAGUUCACUUUUUUCCCCAAAACAAACUGGGACGGGUUUGGAGCAGUUUGACAAUUUGAUGACAAGUACAGAGAAUCCGAGACAGAGAAACAGCAAGUCACUGGUUAAAGUAAGAGAAGAUGGAAAUGCAAGUGGUCAGAGGGAUAAUAACAGGGAUAGGAUUAGUAAUGAUGAGAGACACCUGCAGUCACUGAUGCGUGAAAUCCAUGAGGUUCAGGAAAUGGUGGAGGAUAGCAUGGACCAAGGAUCGGUGGACAGUGCAGACAGUUUUGAAAUGAAGAGAAGGAGGUUUUCUGAUUCCCAGUUUUCUACUGUAACGCAGGAUAGGAAUAACCCAAGAUCUUGGGGACUUAACAGUGAAACUGGAAGAACAAGCUCAAAGAAAGAGGAUACGGAUUUUAGUCCGCAAAGUCCAAGAAAUUUCAGAUUUUCUAGUGAUGUUACAUCAUCUUCAAAAUUGAACAAAAAUUCAUGGCCAUUUCUGCAUGAGGCUCAACCAAAUCGGGUAGGUUCUAGGCACAUCAAAUCUUGUGAUGAAAGGAUUAAAAGUGGAGAUGACAACCACAAAGAACCCCAGUCAUAUUCUGUCUUUGGAUCCAAAGUCAGACCUUUCAUUCAAGCGUCUCAGAGUGCUUCGGGUUCCAACAGAAAAGAGUCUACACCUAUAUCCUACACUUGCUCAAACUCUAUUUCACCUCAUAAUAUCAAGUUUACCUCAGAGCACUCAGAGCAACCAUUUAGGAGGAAUCUACCAGAACAUGUAAUGUGUCUAAAAACACAAGAAAAGUCUCAAAAUGCUCAAUCCUUCUUGCAAUCCAAACAAGGAAAGAAAAACAGACUUAUAAUUUCUAGUCCAAAAAAUGAAACGGGGCAUCUUCAGAGUCAGAAAGAAAAGGAAGUCCAGUGUGACAAGUUUUCAGAUAACAUGUUACAAGGAGACAGUAACCUGGAUGAAGGACUGAGGCUGUUUAAGAGAAAAAUUAGAAGUAAUGAUGAGGAAGAUAGUUCUCCAAUACCAGGAAGUGGCUUGAAGAAAAGAGGCUGGAGUGAUUUUUAUAAGGUCAAACAGCCUGUAGAAGUUUGUCGUCCACGAGUUCAGGACAGGAGAGAUCAAUCAACAUCUAGCAGUCUUCAUUCCAUCAUGAACACAGAGGAAAAUGAGAGAAUGGGAUCUCUGGCAUCAUCUGAAGGAAGGCUUCAGCAAAACUCUAAAAAAGCUGUUCCCAGGAAAAGACUCAUGUUUACAAAUGCACUCAAUAUGAAAAAGAGAAGGAAAAAGGAGGUUGCCACAUCAGGUGCUAAAAGGAAGCAGAGCAAAAGUGCUGAUCAGAUAGAAGAGUUAGAUAGAUCAAAAGAUCCAUUCAGGUUCCCCAACAAAAGGACACUAUCCAAUGAACACAGCAGACUACUCAAUGCUGGUGAUGAUGGUGCUUCACAUUCGUCCAAUGACAGUUCUUGGGACAGUCAUCACCAGGGGCUGGAGGAAGACAGCAGAGCGGGGACCAGAGAGGGUCAGAACAGCCUACAAAACAACCUUCGAAAGUCACAGGCCGACAAGUUCAACAAGAGACAAAGGUUUUCAUUGGAUUUCUCUCCUGUGGAGCAGAGGGAUAGUCAAAAGAGAUAUGAUUGGACUUUUGAUCAGUGAUCAAGAAUUGUUGCAGCUCAGGUUCUGCCUGUCAUUGUACAUGUACUGUAAAUCAAGAUUGAAUGAAUAUCAAGGUUAUUUAUUUUAAUUGUUCAAAAUUGUUAUUGUAUGCAUUUGACAUACUUGUAUUUUAUCAUAAAAUCUAUUAAUAUAAAUGUACAAGUGUGUAAAAUGGAAACAGACUCUCGAGUUAUUGACAUUAUGAUACCGAAAUAUUUAUGCGUGCUCUUCAACAUUUGACAAUUGAUUAGAAAUAGAUUCAUUUGUGCAUUGAUCUUAGCAUAUCUAAUCCUGCACCCAGAUAAGGGGUGGUAUUUUAUCUCCAUGUUCACUUCAGUAAAUAUUAAGUGAGAUUGUGCAAUAGUUCAGAUUUUUAAAAAUUACAUCAAUACAUUUGAUGUUUUGGCUUUAUUUUAUCAACUGCAAUUUCCUUUUGAAGGAAAAAUAGGGCUGGGAAAAUCAUUUUCCAUAUACCGGUACGACCCGUUUUGUGUUCUUUGUAUUGUUAAAUGAGGUUUUGAAUUAUGGAGAUGCGUGUAUUAAUUUUAUUUCAUUCCCUGUAAUCAAAUUAACUCUUUAAAUACUGGCGUAUGGUACCAAUUAAUCUUAGCUAUCUGGUAAGCCACAAGGGCAAAGCUUCCAGUACAGUGCUACAUACAUGUUGUCUGUGGUCAGUCGAGAUUUGGUGGAUGGUGACUUCUCGUAUUGCAUGCACUAUCUUGCUGCUCGCAUUUCCUCAUAAAAAGUCAUAUUUGCAAUUUUUGCUUGCAAAAAAUUGAUAAAAUAUAUUUAUUUUUUUGUUACAUAUUUGUGAAGGUAACUUUACUCAAAUUAUUGUGUGCUAUAUCAAAUGUAGUGUCAGUGAAUAAUUGGUUCAACAGUUUAACAAUAAUUUUUGUAAAUAUUUAUUUUAAUUUUUGCAUGAUCAAGGUUAGAAUGUGAAUGGUAUGAAAAUAUAUGCUGUGAUAAAGGAUCAUUGUUAGGCUGUCUGAAAUAUUCUACCCAAAUGUUUAUAAAACAAAGGGAAUACAAAAAUUCAAAUUAAUUGAAAUACACCUGUACAUGCGAAGUGAAAAUUUCAGUACCAUCAAUAUAAUUUGGCGAAUUGUACAGCUACCAGUCCAUUUUGGUUAAAUUGUCUCGGUGUGUAACCCAAAUAAAUGUUCUAAAUGGC